Messenger RNA from Emys orbicularis (European pond turtle), 2009 nucleotides. It is a transcript of the gene MSN, whose product is annotated as moesin. Gene Ontology annotation, biological process: regulation of organelle assembly; regulation of cell shape; positive regulation of early endosome to late endosome transport. Gene Ontology annotation, cellular component: filopodium; adherens junction; cytoskeleton. Lineage: Eukaryota; Metazoa; Chordata; Testudines; Emydidae. The transcript is spliced from 13 exons. Gene Ontology annotation, molecular function: actin binding; cell adhesion molecule binding. Bases 111 to 1853 code for a protein of 580 amino acids. The record is from RefSeq and is a predicted model, not a curated record.
GGGUUUGCGUCGUCGCGGGAGAGGCAGACGAGUCCCGUUAGCAGGAAGCGCGGAGUCCGCAGCAGCCGGAGCGGAGGAGCCGAGAGCGCCGUGUCCAGCCCGCCGGGAAGAUGCCUAAGACGAUUAGUGUGCGAGUUACCACCAUGGAUGCUGAGCUGGAGUUUGCCAUCCAGCCCAACACCACGGGGAAGCAGCUCUUUGAUCAGGUUGUGAAGACAAUUGGGCUGAGAGAGGUCUGGUUUUUUGGACUUCAAUACCAGGACACCAAGGGCUUCUCAACAUGGCUGAAACUCAAUAAAAAGGUGACCGCACAGGAUGUGCGCAAGGAAAGCCCGCUGCUCUUCAAGUUCCGUGCCAAGUUCUACCCAGAGGAUGUGUCCGAGGAGCUGAUUCAGGACAUCACACAGCGCCUCUUUUUCCUCCAGGUGAAGGAGGGCAUCUUGAAUGAUGAUAUCUAUUGCCCUCCAGAGACUGCUGUCCUUCUGGCUUCCUAUGCCGUCCAAUCUAAACAUGGAGACUUCAACAAGGAGCUGCACAAGCCUGGCUAUCUUGCUGGUGACAAACUGCUCCCUCAAAGAGUUCUGGAGCAGCACAAACUCAAUAAAGACCAAUGGGAGGAGAGGAUCCAGGUGUGGCAUGAGGAACAUCGGGGAAUGCUCAGGGAAGAUGCCAUCUUGGAGUACCUGAAAAUUGCACAGGAUCUAGAAAUGUACGGCGUGAACUACUUCAGCAUUAAGAAUAAGAAGGGCUCUGAACUCUGGCUAGGUGUUGAUGCUCUCGGACUCAACAUUUAUGAGCAGAAUGACAGGUUAACACCAAAAAUUGGAUUCCCUUGGAGUGAGAUCAGGAAUAUCUCAUUCAAUGAUAAGAAGUUUGUUAUCAAGCCCAUUGACAAGAAAGCACCAGACUUUGUAUUCUAUGCCCCACGAUUACGGAUUAACAAGCGAAUCCUGGCGCUGUGCAUGGGAAACCAUGAGCUCUAUAUGCGCAGACGUAAACCAGACACCAUUGAGGUGCAGCAGAUGAAGGCACAGGCUCGGGAAGAGAAGCAUCAGAAACAGAUGGAGAGAGCUCUGCUGGAGAAUGAGAAGAAAAAGAGGGAAUUGGCAGAAAAGGAGAAAGAAAAGAUUGAGCGUGAGAAGGAAGAGCUGAUGGAACGACUCAGACAAAUUGAGGAGCAAACCAAGAAAGCUCAACUAGAAUUGGAAGAACAGACCCGCAGGGCAUUGGAGCUAGAGCAGGAAAGGAAACGAGCCCAGGAAGAAGCAGAGAAGCUGGCUAAGGAACGCAAAGAGGCAGAGGAGGCAAAGGAAGCCCUGCUGAAAGCAUCCCAUGAUCAGCAAAAGACCCAGGAGCAGCUGGCAGCUGAGAUGUCAGAACUCACAUCCAAAAUCUCACAGCUGGAAAUGGCCAGGCAGAAGAAGGAGAGCGAAGCCUUGGAGUGGCAACAGAAGGCUGAGACCGUGCAGGAAGACCUAGAGAAGACCAAAGAGGAACUGAAGACUGCCAUGAGCACCCCUCACGUCACUGAACCCAUGCAGUCUGAGAACGAGCAUGAUGAUGAACAGGAUGAGAACGCUGCGGAGGCCAGUGCUGAACUGAAGGCAGAUGCCACCAUCAAGGACCGCAGCGAGGAGGAUCGCACCACUGAGGCGGAGAAGAACGAACGGGUUCAGAAACACUUGAAGGCUCUUACCUCAGAGCUGGCAAAUGCUCGGGAUGAAACCAAGAAGACAGCCAAUGACAUGAUCCACGCUGAGAACAUGCGGCAGGGCCGUGACAAGUACAAGACCCUCCGCCAGAUCCGGCAGGGCAAUACUAAGCAGCGCAUUGAUGAGUUUGAGUCCAUGUAAACUCUCUUGCACCUGCUGUCCCCUCUUUCUCGUCCUCUCCCAUCAUUCACGUGUAAUCGUGCUGCGCUGGAACCACUACAGAAGAGUGACCAUGGUCUUUAUUUAUCGAGUUUUGUGCAGUCUCUGCAGUUCAGCAACGGAGGAACAAACAAAAUA